Molecule: messenger RNA, 717 nt
Organism: Saccharomyces paradoxus
Lineage: Eukaryota; Fungi; Ascomycota; Saccharomycetes; Saccharomycetales; Saccharomycetaceae
Gene: LEA1
Product: U2 snRNP complex subunit LEA1
Exons: 1
Coding region: 1-717 (238 amino acids)
Biological process (GO): mRNA splicing, via spliceosome
Cellular component (GO): U2 snRNP
Molecular function (GO): U2 snRNA binding; protein binding
Source: RefSeq, a predicted model, not a curated record
AUGAAGUUUACCCCUAGCAUAGUUAUUGAUGCCCCACAAUAUUAUGUUGAUCAUUAUAAUGGCAAAUAUAACGUGGAUAAAUGUGUUAUUUUAAGAGACCUGCAGCUUGAAACGGACUCAGAAUCCAUGCCAUCUAGCUUAAAGCAUUUAACCAAACCUACCCACAUCUUGGAUUUGACGAAUAAUGAUCUUAUCAUGAUUCCAGAUCUAUCCAGCAGGGACGAUAUACACACAUUACUAUUGGCUCGAAACAAUAUUGUUGACAUAGAUGGUCGUCUAUUACCGAUGAAUAUACAGAAUCUCACAUUAUCAAAUAAUAGCAUAAGAAGGUUUGAAGACCUUCAAAGGUUGCGCAGUGUACCCAAGACAUUGAAGAACCUAAUUUUAUUAGGAAAUCAAGUCUGUCAUUUAGCUAAUUAUAGAGAACAAGUGCUUCGAUUGGUACCGCAUUUAGAAACUUUAGACUUCCAAAACGUAUCAACAGAAGAAAGAAAGAAUGCUACAAUGUUUUCAAGGCAGGCGGAUGGUGAAAUGCUGGGCCCAGUUAGUGCUUCAACAAAGGAUAACAAAUCCAGAGAUAAGACGAUGGAAAUCAUGAAUUUGGUGGUGAGCAAGAUGACAGUGGAGAGAAGAAAUGAAUUGAAAAAGCAAUUGGCAGAAGCUACCUCGUUAGAAGAAAUCGCCAGGUUGGAAAAACUACUCUCCGGUGGUGUUUGA